Fusarium keratoplasticum is the source of this 1653-nucleotide messenger RNA. Its product is annotated as Beta-lactamase domain-containing protein. The transcript is spliced from 4 exons. The record is from RefSeq and is a predicted model, not a curated record. The coding region runs from base 1 to 1653 and encodes 550 amino acids. NCBI's taxonomy places the organism in Eukaryota, Fungi, Ascomycota, Sordariomycetes, Hypocreales, Nectriaceae.
AUGCGUUCAUUUAUUCCUUUGGCGGCUGCCGCAUCGGUCUUGGGCGGAUUCACCACUACAGUCUCUGCUCAGCAAAAUGACGACGACAUUCCCUUUUCGGCCUGCCCUCUCGUAGGAGCGUACUACCCUCCUCCGACCAUCGACAAGUCGUCCAAGACUUUUUCUCAACUUCAAUCAAAGUUCGCUGGAGUUUUUGAUGACCUAAUCAAGAAUGGCGGAAGCGAGGACUAUGGUCCUAUCUCGGCAAACACCACUUCUUUCUCCGUGGUUCUCUUUGGAGGUGCUGAAUCUCUUCGCGAUGAUCCGGUCUUUUUCGAGUACCACUACACCUCUCCCGAGGAUCAGGCUGCCACAAAGACCAACCUCACCUCGACAACGAAGUUCCCCGUUGGCGAUUUGACCAUGGUGUUUACCGUGUAUGCAUGGCUGGUCAAGAAUGGCGACAAUUGGGAGACUCCCAUCACCAAGUACCUGCCAGAGUUGGCGAGGGUCAAAGGAUCGCUGACGGUGCCUUGGAAAGAUGUCACGAUUGGAUCUUUGGCUGGUCAAAUGUCUGGACUCAGUCGCCAAUCCCAAGCGUGUGCCAUUGGCGAGCCUUGCAAUUAUGCAUCCUUUGUCCGCGAUUUCGCAAACAAGCCUCCCGUUUUCCUCCCCGAUUCAACUCCGAUUGUGUCGUACGCUGCCUUCCAGCUGCUCGCCUUUGCCAUGGAGAGGCAAGACCGACACAGAGGGAGAAAGAAUUCUUGGGGUUCUGUUCUCGACGAUGCUCUGCUGCACUCUUUGAACAUGAAGUCCAGCGCUCUGCUGUGCCCUGACGACACAGACGUGUUUGCCAUUGACGGACUGAACCUUUCGCAAAUCGGCGAACCUGGUGCCUUGUCCCUCGUCAGCUCAAUCGAGGACCUUGCCCGAGCCGGUCAUUCCAUGCUGUCUUCCACUCUUCUGUCACCUGCAGUCACUCGACGAUGGCUCCACCCCAACAUGGACACAUCCAACCUGCGCAACGGAGUUGGCCGUCCUUGGGAGGUCUACCGUGCUGGAUCCACCGCCAUCUCGCCCGUUCUGGAUGUCUUAACCAAGAGCGGCACAAUCGGACAGUAUGCUAGCUACUUUGGUCUCACGCCUGACUUUAACGCCGGUUUCGCUAUUCUUGCGCAUGAUAGCACUGUCGAAGACCGCAAGCUUGAUCUCAACGUGUAUGCCGACAUUGUCAGCGAGUCGCUUGGCUACAUGCAGGCCUUUGCAGCCAAGGAGUUGGCACAGCGCUAUGCAGGCACCUACCAGGCUGCUAACGGAGGUGCGGCUGUUCUCAACAUUACCGAUAACGGCCCAGGUCUAGAGAUCCAGAACCUCACCAUCGGCAAGGUGGAUGUCAAGGCGGAGACGGCCAAGAAGCUUGGAAUCAAGGUCGCCGAGUUGGAUUUCAGAAUCUACCCUACCAACGUGCAGGACAAGUCCAAGCACCAAUUUGUUGCCGUGUUCCAGGACAGGAGCGCUCCUAUUGACAUGGGGACACCAACUUGUAUUACCUGGCAGGAGGUUGGUGCCGUUGCUGGGGUUGAGGAGACUCUUGUCUUUCUUCUGGGUAAGGAUAGGAGCGUUGUUGGUUUUGAGCUUCCUGAGGCCAAGGUGAAGUUUGAGCGGGCGCCAUGA